GGAAUAGUGCACGUCAGUCAGUCAGUCCACUUCUUCUUCAGGGUCAAUAAUAAUGUGUCAAUAAUAUCCAUGGAAAGGCCGUUGGUCCUGCCCAGCAUCAUCGAGUUGAGAGCAUCGCCGGUAGUCGUCCUCCUCGCUCAACGCCUGAUUCCGGUCCCUGACUGAGCCCGGACCUGGCACGGCAUGGAUUUAUUCCGCAGUGUCUUGGGCGGCGUAGGCGGGGGGUCGGGCGUGGCACCCGGCGCUCCGGGUGGCCCCCCUUCCUCGGCCGAUACCAUCGAGCGGUUAGUCGACCGCCUGAGCUCAUCGACCCUGUUGGAGGAUCGACGCGACGCCUGCCGGGCCCUCAAGGCCAUGUCGCGCAAGUUCCGGGUGGAGGUGGGCGUCCAGGCCUUGUCGGCCUUGGUCGAGAUCCUGGCCCACGGGGACGGCCAAUCCUACGAUGAGGAGAUGCUCAGCUACGCCUUGGACACGCUCUGCAACAUCUGCUCGCCCGACGAGUUCGAGGAAGAGGUGGGCCGGGCCGCCGAGCGCGAGCCGGCCGAGGGCGUGGGCGAACAGUUCACCGAGAUUUAUCUCAAGCAAGCGGUCAAUGUCCAAUACGCCUUGGACGCCUUGGGUGAGUUCGACUUCCGGAUCCGUCGGCCCGCCGUCCGGUUAUUGACGCACUUGCUGUUCAACAAGCCCCGUCAAAUGCAAGACCUGAUCUUGGCCUCGCACAUGGGCGUGAGUCGCCUGAUGGACGUGUUGGUGGACAACCGGGAGGUGUUGCGCAAUGACGCCCUCUUACUACUGAUCCAGUUAACCAAAGGCAAUGCCAAUCUCCAGAAGAUCGUGGCCUUUGAGAACUGCUUUGACAAGCUCAUCGACAUCCUCAACAUGGAGGGCUUGAGCGAUGGCGGGAUCGUGGUCGAAGAUUGUCUUCGACUCAUGUUAAACUUGUUGCGCAAUAACGCCUCCAAUCAGACCUUCUUCCGGGAAGGCAGUUUCAUUCAACGGAUCACGCCCUUCUUCGACUUGACGCUCGAGCCUGAGGAGAUCGAAGUGGGCUGGUCGGCCCAGAAGGUGUCCAACAUGUUGCAUAUGCUCUUGGUGGUCCGCACCCUCGUUUCGCCCGCCAACCCGUCCCACGUCACCACCAGUUGUCAACGCACCGUCCACCAGUGUGGUCUACUCGAAAAGUUGUGCUCGAUCCUCAUGGCCGCCGGUAUUCCCUCCGAUAUCCUCACCGAGGCCAUUAAUGCCAUCGCCGAGUCCAUUCGAGGCUGCGCUGCCAAUCAGGACUUUUUUGCCCUAGUUCAGGCUCCGGCCACGCCGCCUCGACCGGCCUUGAUCCUACUCCUGAUGUCCAUGGUCAAUGAGAAACAGCCUUUUGCGCUUCGUUGCGCGGUGUUGUACUGUUUCCAGUGCUAUGUGCACAAGAAUUCGAAUCGACAGAACGAGAUCAUGCGCACCUUGUUGCCCGCUAACCAGCCGGCCAAUAACGAAAUCACGGCCGGGCAGUUGCUUUGCGGUGGACUCUUCUCCAAUGACCGCCUCUCCAAUUGGUUCUCGUCGGUGGCUUUGGCUCAUGGCCUGGUGGAUCAAGAGUCCAUCAAAUUAGAACUUCUCCGCGUGCAAUUGUCCACGGCCAAGGGCACUGAGCCCGUGUCCAUGAUAUCCCAGUGCUGUUACAUUCUCCAGCAAUCAUCGCAAAUCCAGACCCGCUUGGGCAUCCUCAUGCUCGUUUCCACGUGGAUUCACAAUUGCAUCCCGGCCGUGACCACCUUGUUGGCCAUACCAGAAGUGGUGCCAUUCCUGACUGGACAAAUCGGCUCCAACGAGCACGACGACCUUGAACGGCUGGGACAAGGGUUGUGCGCUUUUGUCUUAGGCCUGUGUAUUCUGGAUAACGACAAUUCCGUGGCCAAUAACACGCAAGACGAUCUGUAUCAGUUGAUCGAAAAACGCAUCGGCGGUGAGGUAUUUUUGGAUAAGCUGGGGGAGAUUUCCAAGCACGAAUCAUACAAUCGUGCUUUGAAACAUCCACAGCCUAAGUGCGUGGAUUCGAAGGAUUUGCUCUUUGACCACCACUUUUGUCUUCAAUUCAAGCAUUUAGAGCACAGUAUCAUCUCGUUCCUGCAUAGAAAGAAAGAGAACGAUCCCCUGGUAGAGACCACAGAGAACAACGCAGCCUUGGUCCAACAGUUCAAGGAGCUGAUCCGGGAGCAAGACCAGCGAAUUAACGACCUCACCAAGGCCAAUAUCUAUCUUCAAAGCGAAUUGACCACGGCCAAACACCAGGUGGACGACCUAAUCACGUCUUUGGCUACUUUAAAGGACCAGAAUUCCGUGUUACGAGCCCAAAGCUCGCAUACCAAAGCUGCCAUACCCACCUCCGAAGUCAUCAAUACAAGCACUUCUCGGAAUGGCCCAUCCACGGGGUCCCAGAAUGCCAAUUUUGCCGAGGAGAAGCGCAAAUUGGAGCAUGAAGUGAAGAUCCGGGACGACAUUAUUCAAGAGCUUGAAAUGAGACUCAUGACCGUGGAGAAUGAUCAUUCAACAUCUGGGGACCCCAAGCCAUUAACGAAUGGCCAUGGAUCGGAAGUAGAGGCGGAAAUGGCGUUGCUCAAGACUCAAUUGGAAUCGUUGAGAGUCAAUCUAAGUCAGAAAGAGGAGGACAUUCACGACCUCAAGAGCCAAAGAGCGCCACCCCCUUCCAUACCCAUUGCCUCGAAAGAACUUGAGGCCAUGAAGCUGGACGUGGAGACCCUCAAGGCCGAGCAGGACGAUCUUUUGGUUUUAUUGGCCGACCAGGACACCCAAUUAGUCGCGUAUCGGGCCCAGCUUCGCGCCUUGGGCCAAGUCGUGGAUGAGGAUGAUUAAAAUAUUUCAAUUAUCUAUCACCUUUGCGUUCCUUUUUCAUAAGUUUUUGUAUUGUCCGCCGUCAUUUUAUGAAUAAGAGAAAAAAAAAACAUUCCAACUCGAA
Molecule: messenger RNA, 2968 nt
Organism: Tigriopus californicus
Lineage: Eukaryota; Metazoa; Arthropoda; Copepoda; Harpacticoida; Harpacticidae
Gene: p115
Product: general vesicular transport factor p115-like
Exons: 1
Coding region: 184-2865 (893 amino acids)
Biological process (GO): intracellular protein transport; transcytosis; vesicle fusion with Golgi apparatus
Cellular component (GO): ER to Golgi transport vesicle membrane; Golgi membrane; cytoplasm
Source: RefSeq, a predicted model, not a curated record